Cyprinodon variegatus (sheepshead minnow) is the source of this 3621-nucleotide messenger RNA. It is a transcript of the gene inpp5ja, whose product is annotated as inositol polyphosphate 5-phosphatase K-like. The transcript is spliced from 13 exons. The record is from RefSeq and is a predicted model, not a curated record. NCBI's taxonomy places the organism in Eukaryota, Metazoa, Chordata, Actinopteri, Cyprinodontiformes, Cyprinodontidae. Gene Ontology annotation, molecular function: phosphatidylinositol-3,4,5-trisphosphate 5-phosphatase activity; phosphatidylinositol-4,5-bisphosphate 5-phosphatase activity. Bases 440 to 2767 code for a protein of 775 amino acids. Gene Ontology annotation, cellular component: cytoplasm; plasma membrane; ruffle. Gene Ontology annotation, biological process: phosphatidylinositol dephosphorylation; negative regulation of peptidyl-serine phosphorylation.
GUAGGUGAGGUACAGCAGCCGGGAUGCCGCUGUUCGCGCAUCUGCUCCGACUCCAGCAACUCCGCUGCACUCAGCCAGCAGGAAGGAUCAGGACGCUGCAGUCUGUACUCACUGGUUUCCAUUUUAGCUCCAAGAAUCAACAUGCACAGGUCCGGGCGCACGACGCGUGACGGCUCCCCGUCCUGACUGCAACGUGACGAGACAUCCAGAACCGACGGGUCCGACCUGCUGCGGGCUGCCUGCGCUCCAUUAAUCGAUCCUGGCUUCUGGUGACAGUCUGGUGGCUUUAAUCUGUCACUGUGUUAUGGGAGAAAAGGGAGACCAAUGUUAUUCUGUUUAGUUUAUUUAUGAUAUCACCCUUGCGGUUCACCUUGGACUUAGAAAAAACGCAUAAGAGUUCCAGAUAAACCAACAGUUAUGUGAUUCCGGUUGCAUAGAGAUGGAUCGCCUGCCGCAGAAAGAGAUCAGCACAGACCCUUGUGGUCCUAACAUUCAGUCUGGACCUUGUUGUGUGAUCAGAGGGAAUCCAGCUUUACCUCCCAAGCCUGCAGUCCCAGAACCACUUCUAUUCAACCAUUCAAAAGGGCUCAAAAAACAGUCGGGCCUGGGUCCCAUGCAGGCACCUGCAAAAACAACCACCUGGAUGAUGUCAGGGGAGGAUAAGCCCACUCCACCACAACUGGCAAGCAUAAGCCGGCCCAGACCGACUGCUCUUGGAACAAAAACAGCUUCAAAGUCAACCACAAUCCCAGUCGGGUCCUCUAAAGAAAUAGAUUUGAUCCCUGUUUGCAUUCCAGGACCUCAGAGCGCCUGCGUCUUGCCGCAUUCAACAUCAGAGCCCUCGUUUACUCUGUGUAACCCCCAGAGCCCUCAGUCAUAUCUAAAACCAAUGCUUAGUCCUAACCUGACCCCCAGCCCCAGUCCCAAAACCAGUCUGAAACCUCAACCCCAGAAGACCCCUUCGCCUGAGAGCUCCACACAGAACCAGACUCAAUCUGAAAAGCCAGGAGGAGAGAGCAGUGACUUCAGGGUGUACAUCGUCACGUGGAACGUGGGAUCAGCUGUCCCACCGGAUGACAUCACGUCUCUGUUUGGACCAAAUGUUUCAGAUGGGAGCAUAGACAUGUUUGUCAUCGGAUUCCAGGAGGUUAACUCAAUGAUAAACAAGAGGCUGAAAGAUGUUCUUUUUUCAGACCAAUGGAGCGAGCUUUGCAUGGAUACAUUAAGUCCCUUUGGAUAUGUUUUAGUCGCGUCCCAGCGGAUGCAAGGGGUGCUUCUGCUUGUUUUUUCUAAAAUCUGUCACCUUCCAUUCCUCAGAGGUGUGCAGACCCAGAGUACACGGACAGGACUUGGGGGAUACUGGGGGAAUAAAGGUGGAGUGAGUGCAAGAAUGACAGUGUUCGGCCACCCAGUGUGUUUUCUCAACUGUCACCUGCCGGCUCAUAUGAGGAACUUGGAGCAGCGGAUGGAGGACUUUGAAAGCAUCCUUCAGCAGCAGCAGUUCGAAGGAGGCAAUGCCACUGGUGUGCUGGACCAUGAUGUCGUGUUUUGGUUUGGGGACCUAAAUUUCCGUAUCGAAGACUACGACAUCCAUGUGGUGAAAUGUGCCAUUGAAAGCAGCAAGCUGCCUCUUCUGUGGGAGCGUGAUCAGCUCAACAUGGCUAAAAACACAGAGUCCAUCUUGGAGGGCUUCAUGGAAGGAGCGCUUAAGUUUCCACCUACAUAUAAGUUUGAUGUGGGGACUCACACAUAUGACACCAGUGCUAAGAAGAGAAAACCUGCCUGGACGGACCGUAUCCUGUGGCGCCUUCGUCGCACCGGCUCCCCUGUUCCUACCCACAAUGCAUCAUUGCAGCGGGGUCUGACCUCAUGGUUGGGUGGAGCCACUAAAGUCAUACAGCAUAAGUAUCAAAGUCACAUGGGCUUCACCAUCAGUGAUCACAAGCCUGUUUCCUCAUUGUUCUCACUACAGUUCCCAUUCAGGGUAGACCUUCCUCUGGUGGAGCUGCAGGUGAAUAAGGAGUGGUGCAAAGCAUCAGACUCCACUGUCAGAUUUACUGUUGCUUCAACAUAUCAACGCAGCUCAUGGGACUGGGUAGCAAUUUACAAAAUGAGAUUCAGACAUCACAAGGAUUAUCAGGCAUAUGUCUGGGCCAAAGGAGAGCAUGCUACACAGGUGACAUUCUCAGAAGAGGAUUUGCCAAGGGAGGACUGUGAAUACAUCCUGGGUUACUUCAGUAAUAUCAUGAACAGUAUCGUCGGUUUGUCUUCACCAGUCCGGAUCAGGAUGCCUGUCCACAGCCCCACUUUGUGCCGCUCUGACAGCUCCAACGUCAGCUCAGAAGAUGACAGCACAAUGGUUCUCCUGUCUCCAAACUCCCGCAGUCCGAGCCCAAAGACUGGCAAACGCCAUCAUCGACACCGCCGUAGUCGCAGCCCCGCCGUGUCUGCACUCUCAUCUAACCCCCUUCCGGCCCUACAGGGCCUCAGCUUGUGUCCUCGCGCAAAAGAGGGCCAGUCACGAAGCCGCUCGCCAUGCUCUGCUGCUAAAAAGGAGCGCCUGGUCUCCCCCGACACUGUGCCGUCUCCCAUCAUCAGCCCCCUCAGCCCUCGCAGCCCUGUGUCUCCGGGCAGUGGGGUGAGUGCACCGGAGGCCCUGAUUGUAGCCAUCUUAGGUGAACACAGUCCAGCUCAGGUUAGCCCCACAGGUUUAAAACAGAUUGGGAAGCAAGUUGAAACAGAGACGAGGAGGGCUAUAAAGAGAUAAAACAGGAAAAACAAGAUCUGCACAAUCAUGGUCUGACCUGAGGGAAGCUGCACAUUUAUAGACUCUAAUGUAGUUUGCAAACAUUCCUUGUUGCAGUUUCCUGUUAGUGAACCUACAAUCAUCUCAUACAACUCUGUGCUGUAUGUAUAUCUUUGAGUCAGAAAUGUGAGCAGACUCUUGUGUUCUCAUAAAAAGUGAUGUUAUAAACAAGCUGAAUGUAAAACCAAAGUCUGAACAAACCUGUGAGGGGACCACCUAUCACUGAAAGCAACAUGGCUCCAUGCAACCAGUCUGGUAUCGAAAUUAGGACUCUGAACCGCUAUUGAUGGUAUCAUAGUUCACAGCUAAGACAGGACGUGUCUGUGUGAAUAUAAGUUAUCUAAACCUAACUUAUUUCUUUAGAUGCACAAAACAUAAUGAGUUUAGCUCUGUUCAACUCGGUCUGUGUUAACAAGUUUAGUUUCAGUGUCCAAAUCUGCACACAGAGCUUUGUGUCACCUCAGUCUUGAAUCUACAUGUGAGCUGUAAUCCUAAACCAAUGCUCUUAUUCCUCUUAGCAGCUUUGUGAACUAGGCCCUAACACUCCAGAGCUGGAUGCUGACACCAACUUACUGUUUUCCAUCAAGGGCAGAGUGUUGUUUGAUUGUGCAAAUAAAAUCUGAAUGGAUAAAAAAUCAAAUAUAUUGGAUUCUGCCUCUUCAUGGUACAAUAAUCCUGUGCUUGUUACAUAAGGGAUGUGUGUAGAAUUUAAAACACUCCAAAAAGAAUCUCUAACCGCCUCUCUAGCAGCAACAUCUUGUGACAUGACUUGGACUUUAGCUUCUUGAUGUAAAAGUGCUUAGACAGACCAAAGA